Messenger RNA from Prorocentrum cordatum, 432 nucleotides. NCBI's taxonomy places the organism in Eukaryota, Dinophyceae, Prorocentrales, Prorocentraceae. The record is from the annotation of a GenBank genome assembly.
GUGUAAGGAGACGGUCUGGAAGAAGAGCGCGGCGGAGGCCACCGCCGACGGAUCUGAGCGUGCGCCAGGCGAUGGCCAGGACAAGUCGGCCGCCAUGGACGGCUUCGCGAUCCUCCCCGAGCUCGAGCUUGUAGAUGUCUCCCCCACCUACUGGGGCAACUUGGUGCGCGGACCGGUGGCGAAGAUCAGGGAGUUCAUCGGCAUGGCAGGCGGCCUCCUGGAUCAUUCAGGUCAGCACUGGCCCAAGAGCGCAGCGGACCCCAACGGCUUCGACUGCCUCCAGGACUGCUACAAGCGCGCCUUGCGCAAGCAGACGGGCAUCACGACGAAACUGAGGCAAAUCGAGAACACCAUCUCCCAGCAGCUGGACUCGUUCGCAGACGACGCCUCGCUUCACGGCAAGAAGAGCGAGCUCGCGGAGCUCGAGAUCGA